AUGGGAGAAUGGGUGUGGCAAACAGCGCGGCUGCCUAAUGACGACCGAAGGCAGGCCCAGUUUCGUGAUGAAGAGCUGGUAAAACGAUCUAUCAGCUGGUUUUCGGAUGGCGAGUGGAUAGUGGAGCUCCCACCCUCCGAUCGGGAGCGAUCGACGUCGGAAGAGCAAUUCUGGCCGACGUACAAUUGGGCGAAUAAAUCGUGGGUCGUAGACAGCACGGGAGCCACACUCAACAGCCGAAAGCGAGCAGAGGCAUCGCCAACUAAAGUUACGGCGCUGGGCAAUAGCGAUUCUGAGGAGCUCGCCGCGGCUGGACAUAGGGCAAUCCAUGCAAGUCAACCCGGCCUUACGCCUACGGAAUCACCAGAGCUCAGGAACUCCUACAGCUGGAGUUGUGUGAGCCAGACACGCGCCAUCGGAGUGUCGACGGAUAAUGCCGCUGGAGGGGCAUACACCAUCCAACUCGAUCAACAACCCAACGGCAUAAAUUGGAGGGUAGUCGAGAGUCCCGAGACAGCGAAAGAGGUGCACCCGGAUAUUCAGGUGCUUCAGCACGGUCAGGAUGACGGGAGCAUCGUCUUCGAGACACACCCCUUGAACCAUGGCAUACAAUGGGAGGUGCCAGCGACAAUUGCUAACAAGCGAGUGCUGUCAGCUCUAAACAAGCAGCCUUUCAGACGCUACCAAGUGGCAGAGAAAGGAUUAAAGACCCAAGUGGACGGACUGGAGGCACGGAGGAGAACCGACGAGUGGCAACGCGGGGCCCUAAGCCAACUACCGAAGCAGCUCGGGACCCAUGAGAAAGAUUCGGCGCGAACAGUACCGCAGCAAUUGCGCGGCCAGGAAAGCGCCAGCGUUAAAUACGCCCAGAAACGGAUGGAGCAAGGAACACGACUCGAGGGUGUGUACCAAUACACUGGAAGACGAACCAAAAGAGCAGUCACACGAGCUGACAAGCCUCGCACAACCACCGGAUCUAUCGCAGACACCGGCGUUGCUAACCAGGCUUAG
Molecule: messenger RNA, 1011 nt
Organism: Phytophthora infestans T30-4
Lineage: Eukaryota; Oomycota; Peronosporomycetes; Peronosporales; Peronosporaceae
Exons: 4
Coding region: 1-1011 (336 amino acids)
Source: RefSeq, a predicted model, not a curated record